This is a messenger RNA of Pezoporus occidentalis (night parrot), 2692 nucleotides long. RefSeq names its product acidic leucine-rich nuclear phosphoprotein 32 family member B. Bases 79 to 876 code for a protein of 265 amino acids. Gene Ontology annotation, molecular function: histone binding. The transcript has 7 exons. Gene Ontology annotation, cellular component: nucleus. The record is from RefSeq and is a predicted model, not a curated record. NCBI's taxonomy places the organism in Eukaryota, Metazoa, Chordata, Aves, Psittaciformes, Psittacidae. Gene Ontology annotation, biological process: regulation of apoptotic process.
GCGCGCGCGGGAGCGGAGCGGGGCGGGGCGGCGGGAGCGGCGCGCGGGGGGCUCGGCUCGGCUCGGCUCGGCUCGAGGAUGGAGAUGAAGAAGCGGCUGACGCUGGAGCUGCGCAACAAGAAACCGGGCGAGGUGAAGGAGCUGGUCCUUGAUAACUGCCGUUCGGACGAUGGGAAGAUCGUGGGGCUCUCCUCAGACUUUGAGAACCUGGAGUUCCUCAGCAUGAUCAACAUCAACCUGCUGUCCGUCUCCAACCUCCCCAAACUCAACAAGCUCCGGAAGCUGGAGCUGAGUGAUAACAGGAUUUCUGGUGGCCUUGAAGUUCUAGCAGAGAGAACUCCUAACCUGACACACUUGAAUCUAAGUGGCAACAAGAUCAAAGACAUCAAUACCCUGGAGCCCUUGAAAAAGCUGCCAAACCUCCAUAGUCUGGACCUCUUCAACUGUGAGGUGACGAUGCUCAUCAACUACCGGGAGAGCGUGUUCACCCUCCUGCCCCAGCUCACCUACCUAGAUGGGUAUGAUGCUGAUGACCAGGAAGCCCCUGACUCAGACCCUGAAGCAGAUGGGGAUGCACUGGAAGAUGAGUAUGAGAAUGGGGAAGAAGGUGAGGGUGAGGAAGAGGAGGAUGCCGAUGAGGAAGAUGAUUUGGAUGAAGAAGUCAUCGAUGAUGAAGAAGAUGAAGAUGAUGAUCUGGAAGGUGAAGAGGAGGAGGAUGGAGUAGAUGAUGAGGAGGAAGAUGAGGAGGAAGAUGGUGAGGAUGAUGAAGAAGAUGAAGCCGAUGAUGACCUGCCACGAGGGGAAAAGAGAAAACGAAAUCUAGAGGAUGAAGGAGAGGAAGAUCCAGAAGAUGAAGAGGACGACGAGGAUGACUGAUCCCAGCAACCCAAUCAGUUUUACAGACUCUGACUGUGCUUGUCUUAACCUCCCCGUUGUGUCUAUGUGAGACUGUAAAUCCCCAUCUCCCGCUCCUCCCCCUUUGUAUGGCUGCAGCGUCCACAAUAUAUUUUUUUAAGAUGUAGAAUCCUGUAGGCAUUCAGGGGAAUCUUCCACCCAAGGCUCACUUCUCACAGGUACCCAUGACCAAAGGCUUUCUCCGUUCUGUGGUUUGUGCAGCAGUUUGCAGAAACAAAAAAAAAAAACCCCAAAAACCCCCAAAACCCCACCAAAAAAACCACACACAAAAAAAGAAAGAAAACACAUACAAAAAAAAAACCCAGAAAAAUGUAUUUCCUCCUCCUCGGGUAUCUUUUGUGUCUGAAAUCAGCUUUGCCACACUGGACCCAGAGCUCCAGCUCCCACCCUGCCCGACAACAACAAGGCAUUUGCUUAUCCACAUGCCCUCAGAGCAGCUUUCUGAAGACGCUUGAGCCACCUCGAGCAGUGGGUGCAGAUCUGGUUCAAUGGACUCCAACGCUCCCUGAGGUCUCUCUGGUCAGAAAUAGUGGUGAUGAUGUGAUCUCUGGAGAUGCUUGAAGAUGCUUUAGUGCUGGGGACGGGGGGUGCUUGGGGUCUUGGGAGAGGGGGGGUGGCUGCUUGCAAGACCUGGUACCUCUGACGAUGCACCUUGCAGUAGCCCUGCACUUGCUUUCCUAUUGGUUUCUUAUAAACUGGAAUCUUUUUCCCAAUGGCCACCCAAUAACUUCCACUUGGAUGUCCAAAUAAGCCUCAUUUCCAUGUCAUUGCUGUGAUGAGGCCUCUUGUCACCCUUUAGCAGCCUCUGCCUUUAGGAAGAGAUAGGAAAUAGCUGGUGAAGGGAUACUGCACUUGUGUCAACCUCCAUUUCGCACUGUACAGAACACGUUCAACCAGUAUCACUGUGAUGCACCUAACUCGGCGUUCCCCGGGAGACCGUGUUAGCCUCGAUAUUCUCAGGGUCCUUCUGCUAGCCAGUACCAGCUCUGGACACUUGCCUCAGCGCUAGCCUGGUCUACGCAUCCUCCUCUUCCUCCUCUUUUCUUUCUUAGCAUGAAGAGAAGUGCAUUGAUCAGAACCCAGCUCUCUCCCACUCGUGUUGGUGCUCUGACGGUGCCGCAGAGCAACGUGUCCCCGCACCCCGUGAUGGCUGCAAGGAGGAAGCAGGGAUGAGCCACGUGUAGCUCCACUACGGAGGGCUCCUCACCCUUUGCCCACCCUUCCUCUGCCUGGAGGUGUCCCCAUCCAUGAGCUUCCCUGGCCCCGUGGCACCCAAGGGAUGGUAACUGGGUGCCGCUGAGCUGCUCCUCAUGGAUGCACUGGCACUUUGUGGCAUUCCCGGUGGGCAACCUGCAGGCACCCAGAGGGGAGGCUCGGCAGCGGUUCCUGCAGAGGAGUGGAGUGCGUUGCAGCACAUCCCAGUUCCUGUUGCUUUGGUCUGGUCUUGCUGUCGUCUCGUGUUGUACAGUAGCUGUAACCAUUCGGAGCAGAAUUAGUCCUGUAAAAUGCAAACUGAGUAACUUAUAAAUGUUAAAGGAAUUUUUUUAAGGAAAAAAGAAAAAAAAAGGAAAUUUCAGAGCAGCAGUUACUUCUAAUUAAUUUUUUUUUUUUCCCUGCAUUUUUAGCAGAUUGUAUGGAUUUUAUAUUAGCCUAGUGACUGUCAGGUUGCGAUUGGUCAGAUUAGUCCCAGGAAUAAGGAUCUCCAGCCCCUUUUGUAUCUUUUGUUACCAAAAUUUGGAUAAAACUUUUAAUAAAGACUUCAGUUUUUACAAACCCA